GGCACGGCUGUAAAGAGGCAGGGCUGGGAGGCAGAGACAAACGACACAGGUCUGCUCGGCAGAGGAGGAGGACUCAGUUCACAGCCAGCCUGCGGUGGAAAUAAACGCUGCGUGUCCUACUCUACCCGCAGUUUUGUAUCGGUGGCGAGUAGCGUUGAAGAAACAGAAAGGCGCACUGUGAAGACUGCAGCAGCCGCUCAGACGGGGAUAUUUCCACAAGACUGCGCAGAAGAAGAAGACGAUUACUAAGGUCCUGUGACAACUCCUGAUGAUUGCUCAGCCUGACAAUCAAGAGCUGCUGCCCUGAUUGCUGCUCGUCAGGCACAGCUUUUCAUUAAGCAAGAUGUCAACCGCCACAGAAAAUGGGACAGGAGGGAAUCGGAGCUCAGAGAAAACCUACAAGAAGACCACAUCCUCGGCGUUAAAGGGAGCCAUUCAGCUCGGUAUUGGCUAUACAGUGGGAAACCUCACCUCCAAGCCUGACAGAGAUGUUCUUAUGCAAGACUUCUAUGUGGUGGAGAGUGUCUUUCUGCCCAGUGAGGGAAGCAACCUGACUCCAGCACAUCACUAUCCUGACUUCCGCUUCAAGACGUACGCCCCGCUGGCCUUCCGCUACUUCAGAGAUCUGUUCGGCAUCAAGCCAGAUGACUACCUGUACUCCCUGGUAAAUGAGCCUCUGAUUGAGCUGGUCAACCCCGGGGCCAGCGGCUCUCUCUUCUACCUGACCAGCGACGAUGAGUUCAUCAUUAAAACCGUUCAGCACAAGGAGGCCAAGUUUCUCCAGAGGCUGCUACCAGGAUACUACAUGAACUUGAACCAGAAUCCACGCACUUUGCUUCCCAAGUUUUACGGCCUGUACUGCAUCCAGUCUGGAGGCAUCAACAUCCGAUUGGUGGUGAUGAACAAUGUGUUGCCUCGCUCUGUCAAAAUGCACUACAAAUACGACCUGAAGGGAUCCACCUAUAAGAGACGAGCGUCCAGGAAAGAGAGAGAGAAGGCCUGUCCGACCUACAAAGACUUGGACUUUCAAGACAUGCACGAGGAGGGGCUUUACUUUGACGCAGAGACGUACAACAACCUCAUGAAGACUCUGCAGAGAGACUGUCGGGUGCUUGAGAGUUUCAAGAUCAUGGACUACAGUCUUCUGCUGGGCGUGCAUGUCCUGGACCACAGAGAGGGUGGCGAGCAGGGUCAGGCAGGGGGUGAUGGGAGGAGACCCGUGGCUCAGAGGGUGCUUUACUCCACCGCCAUGGAGUCCAUUCAAGGAGACGGCAAGGCUGCUGAAGCCCUCACCACUGAUGACACGAUGGGCGGCAUCCCUGCCCGGACACACAAAGAUGAAAAGCUGCUCAUCUACCUGGGCAUCAUAGAUAUUCUACAGUCAUACAGGUUCAUUAAAAAGUUGGAGCACUCAUGGAAAGCCCUGGUGUACGAUGGUGACUCUGUCUCAGUCCACCGGCCCGGGUUUUACGCCAGCCGCUUCCUGAAGUUCAUGAGCACACGGGUCUUCAGGAAGACUCAGCCAAUUCGAUUCUCCCCUUCAAAGAGGACCCGCACUUCCAUCCCUGCUCUGAAGUCGUGCUCACAGGAGAUCCUUUCAUCGCAGGCGGAUGAGAGGAACGAGGAGGACAGGAGGGACCGGCUGGUAGGAGCACGCAGCCUCGCCAGCCUGGAUGGACAAGCCGUGUUCGGUUCAUAUCUGCGCCCCGACAUUGUCCCAGCCAACCCAUCCUUCUACGAGGGCUCCUCCAUGGGAACUAUCUCCACCUCCUCCAUCUUUGUAAACGUGGAAAACCAAACAGAGGACAGGGAUGACGUCGCAUCCAGCUCCACCUUCACCCUGGAGGACAGUGCCAUCUGCCUUACGUCGGAGCAGAGCACCAUGGACGUGGACAUGGAUCGAGAUGACGGAUCGGUUCUUGACGUCUACCUGUGAAAGGAGCAGCUUUACAAACAUUCAUUUUCUCCUGCCAAGCAUAAGACAAUCGCCACACCCCCAUUGGACAGGCCAUGCUGGCGUUUGACUCACUUUCAGUGCUGCUAGAUCCAUGUUGCCACUUGUCUUUGCCAACACAUCAAAAAAAGUACUGAGAUUCCCACUGGUUGUUGGACUAAAAGUCAAAGUGAAGGAGAUCUGCGAGGAACCAUGCAACAUACCGUGUCACGUGCUGUACAUCAGACUGAGCUUUCAGAACAUGCGUCAACGCCGCGGCACCAUUAGGUUUUAUAUGUGUGUACUGUUUUCAAGGCCUACAAAACAACUGCAGCAUAUUUGAGGAGACGGUAGAUGCAAACCAUUCAUGUGUUUAGAUGUUUUGUUUGGGGUUUUUUUUCCUGCUGUUCAGAAAGACAUGAAGGACACUUUUACGAUUCGCGACUGCUUUAGUUGCUGUUAAAAUGAGAAAUGUUUACACUGAAUUUAUGGUGGCAUCUUUGUCCCCAAUGAGGAGGGACGCCGCGUUGUCACACGAAGGACACAAGUUGGUUUUGUAGCCGCAUCCAACACAUACCAGGAAAGACUCCUAUGAACAGACUUGAUACUGAAGCUGCCGAGGCCAAACCCGGGGUGCGAUCCGGUUUAAGCGGCCUGCAUUUUUUGCCUAACUGUGCCGCCCAGAGAGGAGCGUGAAGCGAGCAAAGACUGUGGCCAGGCCUCGGCUGAAGCACGGAGCAGGAGGACGAGGCACUUUUGACAUGUUAUGAUUUCUGUAAGACAGAUUUCUCCGAAGACACUGCUUUAGGCGGGUGGGCUACCUGACAUAAGCACAGAUGUGUGAACAUGCACUUUUUUUUAAUCUUUAUUAUUCAAAUGCACACUUGUUUUGUCAUUGACACUACAUGUACAAAGACAAUGAAGCAACACUGUAGAUAUUUUUUUUUUCUGUUUGAUGUGGAACUACUAGUUUCGUGAGGUUUGCGUCAUGACUGAAGAUGCUUUUACUCAGGAUAUCCUUUGAUACUGAAUAAGUAUGUCCUCUUUAAGUUCAAGUUCUGAGACACGCAUUCUUACACUCGGAGGCGGUCCAGUACCUCUCCAUCAAAAUCAUAUCCAGCUAUAAAUGUUUGAACUCCACGAUCACGUCAGUUGAGACCAUAAUUUAUUAUGUAAAUCCCAAUAUUUUACCGUUUGCUGAAAAUAUACUUUCAUCGCUGAAUGUAUAGACAAUACGUAUUUAUAUAAAGAAGA
Pelmatolapia mariae (spotted tilapia) is the source of this 3187-nucleotide messenger RNA. RefSeq names its product phosphatidylinositol-4-phosphate 5-kinase, type I, beta b (gene pip5k1bb). Gene Ontology annotation, molecular function: 1-phosphatidylinositol-4-phosphate 5-kinase activity. Gene Ontology annotation, biological process: phosphatidylinositol phosphate biosynthetic process. The record is from RefSeq and is a predicted model, not a curated record. Gene Ontology annotation, cellular component: plasma membrane. Lineage: Eukaryota; Metazoa; Chordata; Actinopteri; Cichliformes; Cichlidae. The transcript is spliced from 15 exons. Bases 344 to 1936 code for a protein of 530 amino acids.